Molecule: messenger RNA, 795 nt
Organism: Dibothriocephalus latus
Lineage: Eukaryota; Metazoa; Platyhelminthes; Cestoda; Diphyllobothriidea; Diphyllobothriidae
Source: the annotation of a GenBank genome assembly
AUGCCCAUCUACUAUAAAGGCAAAAAUCUGGCCAUCUUCAUUGUACAUCACUCAUGCGCCCUGAUCGCCUUCUACCUGAUUUAUGUUUAUAGAAUUGGGACCUUUUUUGGAAUCUAUCGGCUUACCACAGAACUGUCAACGCCCUUCACCAACCAGCGGUGGUUCUUUCGGACUCUCGGCUACACCCCCGACAGACGUAGGGUGGCCCUAACGACCCUCGUCUACUCCGUUCUUUUCGCGCUCACAAGGAACGCCCUAGUGUUGCCCUACUGGAUCCUCGCAUACAUGCUCUACAACACUCCUGAACACCUUAGAGCCAAUCGCUUACUGCCCAACCUCACUCGAAUCUGGUUCACCGCCUCCCUCACCCUCGAUGGUCUUAACACCUACUGGGCACUGCAAGUUUAUCCCAUUGGCUACCGAGCCGCGGUGCUACUCUAUACCGCCGACUGGCGGACUGAUAUCGAUCGCGCGAAAGAUCGACUGCGUGGUCGUUUCCAGAGCGCUCGAAGGCGUGCCAUGAACAUGAAAUUGAUAAAGUCUCUACGGCGAACUGCUUCAUUCGGUCGCCUUCACCGGGUCUUUUCAAGACCUUCCUUCCCCUAUGACUUCGAUGUCUUUCCGGAGGCACUGAGCGAGCCAGAAUUUGACGAUGAUUCAGGCAGGACCACGCCAAAGGACCAUUCUCCCACUUCUCAUCUUGAUGAUGGCACCGCAUCAAGUCCAGAGGAUGACCGAUAUGCGUCUACUGACGGUCUCGUGUUCCGCGCUCGACCAGAAACCUCUUCCACCUAG